UGGCGCCUCUACCUCUCGAUCCCAACGCCGCUCGCCAAGCAGUUCGCCGAACAGCGACAGAAGCAGAAGGAGUACCUAGCAGUUCGCCUCGAGCUCAACGCGACGAGCAGCCAGGACGAGUUUGCAAAAUGGGCGAAGCUGCGGCGGCAACAUGACAAGCUGCUGGAUGAGCUGGAGAAGAAGAAAUCCGCCGUCGAAGCCUCCCGUACAAAGUUCGACCGCUACCUCACGGCCGUCCGCCUAAUCUCGACGCGCGGCGUACAAUGGCUCAUGCCGAUGUGGUACGGCAAGCUGCCCAUGUACUGGCUGCCCUACGGAUGGUUCCCCUACUACGUCGAGUGGUUCGCCUCAUUCCCGCGGGCGCCGUUGGGGAGCGUCAGCAUCGUGACGUGGCAGGCAGCGUGCACGGCCAUCCUGACGCUCGUUAUGAAUACGGUCAUGGGCAUAUUGGCUUUCGUCGCGGCGAGGAGGCAGCCAGGGAAGCAGAAGGAAAAGCAGCCCGUCCCGGCGGCGGGAGCUGGAAACGGCGAGACCAAGAAGGAACAGUGA
This is a messenger RNA of Chaetomium fimeti, 549 nucleotides long. Its product is annotated as CHD5-like protein-domain-containing protein. NCBI's taxonomy places the organism in Eukaryota, Fungi, Ascomycota, Sordariomycetes, Sordariales, Chaetomiaceae. The annotation marks the transcript as partial. Gene Ontology annotation, biological process: tail-anchored membrane protein insertion into ER membrane. Gene Ontology annotation, cellular component: GET complex. The record is from RefSeq and is a predicted model, not a curated record. Gene Ontology annotation, molecular function: protein-membrane adaptor activity. The transcript is spliced from 2 exons.